Trematomus bernacchii (emerald rockcod) is the source of this 4293-nucleotide messenger RNA. It is a transcript of the gene map2k5, whose product is annotated as mitogen-activated protein kinase kinase 5. NCBI's taxonomy places the organism in Eukaryota, Metazoa, Chordata, Actinopteri, Perciformes, Nototheniidae. The transcript has 22 exons. Bases 284 to 1624 code for a protein of 446 amino acids. The record is from RefSeq and is a predicted model, not a curated record. Gene Ontology annotation, biological process: protein phosphorylation. Gene Ontology annotation, molecular function: protein binding; protein kinase activity; ATP binding.
CGCUGUUGGAGCAGUUAUGUUUUCCUCAAAACUAGCUUCAUGGCUAAAUAUCUAGUGUAACACUUCGCCUCAGAGAGCAGGCCAACACAUAUUCACAUCAGAAGCUGAAUAUGUUACGCUGUUAUGACCUGACCGUGAACUGUUAGCGUGUUUAAAUCUUCGCAUCACUUGAAAAAAGUGUCUGGACUGAGCAGGAUGCUAGCAUGUGUCGUUAGCAAACCAAUGCAGGAAAUUAGCUUGUUAGCUAGUCAAGUGUUAUCAUGAGGCUUAAUGUUCCUUCUUUAUGCUCAUCCUCGAUUUAAAUAACCUCUGCGCAAUGGACACCGAGGGAAUAGUGAUCCGUAUAAAAACGCCGGCAGGGGAUAUGGACUCGGCCGUUGACUGUCCAUCUCUUCUGAACUUCAAUGACUUACUGGUUGCAAUCAGAGAUGUCAUGCCUGAAGCCACUGUAACAGCCUUUGAAUAUGAAGACGAGGUGGGGGACAGAAUCACCGUAAGAAGUGAUGAAGAACUCAAAGCCAUGUUGUCGUAUUACUACAACACAAUGAAUGAACAACGCAUGAAUGGACUGCUGCCGGACCCUCUACAGAUUUUUCCACGAGCCGGCAAGACUCCAGGGAACCGGAACAUACAUGGCCUGAAGGUUAAUACAAGACCUAACCCAGCAAAUGACUGCACUCAAGCUGUCCCGGACUCCAUGGCCAACAACAGCUUAAAAAAAUCAUCUGCAGAGCUGAAGAGGAUCCUGACAAAUGGGCAGAUAAGUGCCCAAGACAUCAACUACCAAGAACAGCUGGGCCAUGGAAACGGAGGCACAGUUUACAAAGCGUACCAUGUUCUGGGCAAGCGGGUUUUAGCUGUCAAGGUCAUUCCUCUGGACAUCACGGUGGAAUUACAGAAGCAGAUCAUGUCAGAAUUAGAAAUUCUCUACAAGUGUGAUUCGCCGUAUAUCAUCACUUUCUUCAGUGCCUUUUUUGUAGAGAACAGGAUAUCCAUAUGCACAGAAUUUAUGGACGGUGGUUCUCUAGACGUGUACAAAAGAAUUCCAGAGCAUGUGCUGGGGAGGAUCGCAGUAGCAGUAGUCAAAGGGCUGACGUAUCUAUGGAGCCUGAAGAUACUUCACAGAGAUGUCAAGCCUUCCAAUAUGCUGGUGAACACCCGAGGACAAGUCAAGCUCUGUGACUUUGGUGUCAGCACACAGUUGGUGAAUUCUAUUGCCAAAACGUAUGUUGGAACAAAUGCAUACAUGGCACCAGAGAGGAUAUCGGGAGAGCAGUAUGGUAUCCACGCAGAUGUCUGGAGUGUGGGAAUCUCUUUCAUGGAGUUGGCGCUAGGCAUGUUCCCCUAUCCACAGAUUCAGAAAAACCAAGGAUCUCUAAUGCCUCUCCAGUUACUGCAAUGCAUCGUUGAUGAGGAUCCUCCAGUGUUUCCUGUGGGCCAGUUCAGUGAGAAGUUUGUGCACUUCAUCACUCAGUGCAUGCGACGGCAACCCAAAGAGAGGCCUGCCCCCAAUAACCUCAUGGAGCAUUCCUUCAUCACACAGUUUAACGACGGUAAUGCGGAGGUGGUGUCGAUGUGGGUGUGCCGCUGUCUGGAGGAGAGGCGAGCUCAGCAGGGUCUCUGACGUCCUCCUGCUGUCCCCCCACAAUGCACCAGGCCAUCUGAUCCCAAACCUUCAACACUUACAGAAGGCUUCAGGAUCAAGUACGUCCAAAUGGACUGUACAAGUGACUCAUGGACUAAAAAUGACUAGAUGUUACAAACUUUCUGUGAGUUAUUCUCCAUUUAACAGCACUCAUGCGCUGGGACAAUGAGGAGCUUCUUUGACUCUUAUCUCUGCAUUUAAAAAAAGUGCAGCAUCUGCAGCUUUGCCCCCACCUUUUUUGGGAGUAAGACAGUCUGAUGGAUGGAGAAAAACGGUUAGAUUUAAAGGAUCAGCGACAACCUUCAAAUGCAUGAGACUGCAAUAGGCCGGCAGAGUAAUGCCCUGAUUCUGGGAUGGUAUCUCAAAUGACCCUCUCGUGCUUUACUGUUGAGCCCUCUAGUGAAUGUUAAGGUUUCUGCCUGUGAGUAACGGCCCGUGUGUGUGCCUGGCUUCCCACUGGUGUCAUUUAUUACCUCAGAAAACUUAGGUUGUCACUAAAAUAGCAAAACGUAACCUGUUUUUAAUGCUUCCACUUGAACGUUGGUAUCCAGUUAUUCCCUAAUCUUGUAAGGUCAGAGCAUUACGUGGACACAAAGCUCUGUCUCUGUCCUAAAGGGGGGUUGAGUGCACAACAAACCGGCACAAUCAAUGAGAUUUUAGCAGCUCUGAGGUGUUGGAAUGCAAUGAAAUGUUAACAGCCAUCUUUAAUUGGUUUUCAGGCUUACUAACCAAACAACUAAUUGUUCUCAUUUAUUAACAGGAACCAGGCUCUCUCUCUGUUUAGACACAUUUUUGAUGUUCUUUUAUCUCCGUUUGCACAAACAAGCCUGACAUUGAAUGCCACUGAACAAACUACUUGAGAGUGAAUUGUGCUGAAGUAGUUCUCCACGUUUAUUCACCAGCUUUUAUAUUAUUAGAAUCCAUUAAGAAUAAGAGAAACUAUACACAAAAGCAGAACAUGUAACAGACACCAUAUCUCUUCUUCUCCUCGCUGUAUAAACCAACACCUUUUGUUCAUUUCAAUUAUUUUUUCAUCCCGCUUUCUAACCAGUAAAUCCUUACUUUAGCAACAUAUGUCAUGAACAGAAAGUAUGCUAUUUUAUUGAAUUGCCAAAUGAGAUUAGUUGCUAUACUAUCGAGGGAAAACGUUUAAUGGAGUGCACUUAACACCAAAGACCACUGACGACCCAAAAGGUGAAAUAUACCUUGUGUUUCUUUAGUGACUUAAGCAUAAUGGGUUAAAUGACUCAAAAAAUGGUUUUAAUGAUUAACUGUUGAAAUGUAUAGAGUUCAAGUGCAAUUAAAUGUGAUUUCUUCCAUAAAGGAACUGUAAAACAUAUCCCACAGUGACAGGAUAUAAUGACAGUUUAUCAGACAAGGCUUAAAGCACCAGUUAUUAUGUGCUUCUGUUGAUGUUUUUAGUAAGUAGAGUAUUUCUUGUUGGACUACUAUUUUUAAUAUCAAGACUGAACAUUGACUCUUUGAAGAAACAUUGUAAAGAUUCAACAUUUCACGUUAGCAGGAGUGUUCAAAUUGCAGUGUAAUCGACGUCCAUCUUUGCACAUUAAGUAUCAUUUGAAAAAGACCCAGUACAGAAAUGUCGUGAAUGCUAACCACUAAACUAUGUAGCAUGACAGUAAUAAUGCUACGGGGUGUCAGUACAGUCUGAAAGAUUGCAUUUUGGACAGAUCACACAUCUGGUGGUCAACUCCUUAUUGCAGAUUGAAAGGCCAAAGUAGCUUACGAUGUUGGAGGAAAACUUCUCAUAGCGUCCUCUUCUAGCAGAAAAAAAAUAAAAAUGUUAUUGAAUCCAAUAUUAAACUAUAUUUUCAAUAUGGUAUCCGUUUCCAUCCGUUACCACAGCUAAGAUAAACAGUUUGUGAUCAAUUAUUCAAAUGAUUAUGUCAAUAUUCCUGCCUCUGACACCUGAAAUAGAGGCACUGCCUUUUUACUUAGGUAUAGAUUAAUGAAGUCUUCUGUACAAGAUGCCAUUCAUUUUCAUAAAUUAAAAUACAAAUAUCAACUCACAUUUUGAAUGUCCUCCAGUAGCUAAAAUACAUCAUGAAUUUCCAAAAGUUGCACAUUAACUAGAAUAUGUACUUUACAUUAUACCAUAUAUAUUGUUAAUUAUAUUUAUCUAAUUGUCCAAAUCUCUUCUAUAAGAGAUAGCCCUUUCAUUAAGUUGGCCUUAAAGGUAGAUCAAGCUAUAAAUACUUGGCAGUUAAGGUGUGAAAUAAGAAGUGUGUUUAGUGGCCCCUGGCUGCUCUUUAACACGCUGCAAAUCUUAAAUGUAUUCUUGCAAUUAAAAAUAAAACCAAAAAGAAACUUUUAUUUGUAUUUUACCAGAUGUCCUGUAAGGUCCAAAAGCUAAGACUUAUGUGUUGCCAAUGUAUUCACUGACUGUGUUAAGUAUGUAUCUGCAGUAUCAGUAGAGAAUAUUUAUUAUUUUUUUACUUUUCAGCUUGUGACCUUUGCCCUAAUAUUUGUCCUGUGUUGCUUUAACCAUGAACCAUUCACGGCAGUGAUGGGACGCAGCAGAAACAUUAGUGCUGUGAUAUUACUGACUGAUUUUGGCCUUCUGUAAUGAUCUGUGUGGCACAUAUUCCAGCCAUUAUGCACAAAUAGAAUAAAAGUAUUUAAACAUUAAA